AUGUGUACAACCGAAAAAUAUUUUGUGUUGGAUCCGAGAGAAGCCACCGCCUCGGAUCUCAUACAUCUUCUCUUUUCUUCGGAUUUCGAAAAUAGAAGGUUCAUCGAUUCUUCGGAAUAUAGGCUUGAGGAUGAUCUUUACAGAUUCCGGCGAAGAUGGAUCAUCUUUGUAUCAAUCGUUAUUCAGAAACUUAUGAUUCUCCUAAAAAACCCUCUCUACUUUUUUGGAUUCUCUCUUGCUUAUUGGUUCAACCUUGUAUCUUCGAAUGGUGGCUUCUUCAUGAUACUCCCAAAUAUUUUCAAAGGAAAGAUGAUCUGGCCGGAGAAAACAUCGGCGACAUUUGCAUCGCUAGUCGGAAAUCUAGACCCGCGUGUAGAGUUAGACGGGAGAAUAGAGACAGGAAGUAAAAGAUACAAAGCAAUGUUGUCAAUUAUGGCUUCUAAGCUUUCUUACGAGAACAUAAACUUUGUCAGCUCUGUUCUUCACAACCAUUGGAAGAUGGACUUAUUGGGUUUCUACAGCUGUUGGAAUGGUUACCAGAAACAGAGGUCAACAGAGGUAAUUGUUAUAAAGGACACAAGCACGGAUCCGAACCUCAUCGUCGUCAGUUUCAGAGGCACCGAUCCAUUCGACACUGAUGAUUGGUGUACGGACUUGGAUCUUUCUUGGUACGAGAUUAAGAAUGUGGGAAAGGUUCAUGGAGGGUUCAUGAAAGCUUUAGGUCUUCAAAAAGAAGGGUGGCCUAAAGAAGUAAACUUUGACCAAACCCAAAAAGAAACAACUCAAUAUGCAUACUAUACUAUUAGGCAUUACAUUAAAGAGAUUCUUGACCAAAACCCGAUAUCCAAAUUUAUCCUGACCGGACAUAGCCUAGGUGGGGCUCUAGCGAUUCUAUUCACGGCCGUAUUGAUGAUGCAUGACGAAGAGCAAAUGCUAGACAAGCUCGAAGGAGUUUACACAUUUGGUCAGCCACGUGUGGGAGACGAGGACUUUGGAAAGUUCAUGAAAGGUUCGUUGAAGAAAUUUGACGUGAAGUACGAAAGAUAUGUUUAUUGCAACGACAUGGUUCCUAGGUUGCCUUUCGACGACAAGACACUCAUGUUCAAACACUUUGGGGCAUGCCUUUUCUAUGACAGUCUCUAUAGAGGAAAGGUAGAGGAAGAGGAGCCAAAUAAAAACUACUUCAAUUUGCUCUGGGCUAUACCGAAGAUUAUUAACGCAUUUUGGGAGUUGAUGAGGAGUUUCAUCAUGCCUUAUUGGAAAGGUGAAGAGUACAAAGAAGGAUGGUUCUUGAGAUGUUUUAGGGUCGUCGCAUUGUUAAUUCCAGGAUUACCUGCUCAUUUUCCUAAUAAUUACGUCAAUAUUACUCUCUUAGGAGACUUACCAGAUUUACAUCUUGACUAA
This is a messenger RNA of Eutrema salsugineum, 1404 nucleotides long. RefSeq lists its product as uncharacterized. The transcript has 6 exons. NCBI's taxonomy places the organism in Eukaryota, Viridiplantae, Streptophyta, Magnoliopsida, Brassicales, Brassicaceae. The coding region runs from base 1 to 1404 and encodes 467 amino acids. Gene Ontology annotation, biological process: lipid metabolic process. Gene Ontology annotation, molecular function: triacylglycerol lipase activity. The record is from RefSeq and is a predicted model, not a curated record.